This is a messenger RNA of Gastrolobium bilobum, 2013 nucleotides long. Its product is annotated as protein NUCLEAR FUSION DEFECTIVE 4-like. Gene Ontology annotation, biological process: transmembrane transport. The coding region runs from base 107 to 1810 and encodes 567 amino acids. The transcript is spliced from 3 exons. Gene Ontology annotation, molecular function: transmembrane transporter activity. The record is from RefSeq and is a predicted model, not a curated record. NCBI's taxonomy places the organism in Eukaryota, Viridiplantae, Streptophyta, Magnoliopsida, Fabales, Fabaceae. Gene Ontology annotation, cellular component: membrane.
CUUCAACAACACAUAACUCAGUGACAGAGAGAGAGAGAGUUGAGUUGAGUUGAGUUGAGUUGAGUUGAGUUGAGUUAAAGUGAGUGAGUGGUAAUCGAAUCGUUGAAUGUUGACACUGAAAGGAGGGAGCAGGCCACCAUGGGUGGGAUUGGGAGCAGCAGUGUGGGUUCAGAUUGCUUCAGGGAACACCUUCACUUUCCCACUUUACUCUCACUCUUUGAAAUCCGUUCUGGGUUUCAACCAGAGACAGGUAACACUCCUCGGUGUCGCUAACGAUAUUGGCGAGAAUGUUGGCUUGCUUCCUGGUAUUGCCUGCAACAAGUUCUCACCUUGGGUCAUUCUUUUGAUCGGUUCUUUAGCCUCUUUUAUUGGCUACGGUAUUCUCUGGCUCGCUAUCAGUGAAACCCUCCAAUCUCUUCCUUACUUGUUGCUUUGGUUUGCUCUAGUUAUUGCUGCCAACAGUAGUGCAUGGUUAACCACUGCUGUUCUUGUAACCAACAUGAGAAAUUUCCCUGCUAGUAGGGGCACAGUCGCAGGAAUCCUGAAAGGUUAUGGGGGGCUUAGUGCUGCAGUUUUUACUGAAAUUUACAGCAUAGUGCUUCAUAAUUCUUCUUCUAAGUUCCUAUUGUUGCUUGCCAUUGGUAUUCCUGUUGUUUGCUUCAGUAUGAUGUUUCUUGUUAGGCCUUGUACCCCAGCUUCCGGUGAAGACUCUACAGAAAAUUGCCAUUUUCUAUUCAUCCAAGGUUCUAGUGUGGUCCUGGGUGUCUAUCUUCUUGCAACUACAAUAUUUGGUAAUGUUUUUCCAAUAAAUGGAACUGUUUCCUAUGUUUUGGUGGCUGUGAUGAUUCUUCUUCUAAUGGCACCACUUGCUAUCCCUGCAAAGAUGACACUGUUUCCUAGGAGAGCUUCCAAUUCAGACUCACCUGAGCUACAAUGUGGAUCUUCUGACUCUCUCAUCCAAGACAAAAAAGAUAAAACACAGCCACUGCUAGCAUCUUCGUCAACAGGAAACCUUGGAAGUUUUAAUGAUCAGGAUGAUUCAUCUGAGGUGGCUAUGCUUCUUGCUUUGGGUGAGGGAGCUGUAAAGCAGAAGAAGAGAAGGCCUAAACGUGGGGAAGAUUUUAAGUUUACUGAGGCAAUAGUAAAGGCUGAUUUCUGGUUGCUAUGUUUUGUUUAUUUUGUUGGUGUUGGCACUGGAGUUACUGUUCUCAACAAUCUAGCCCAAAUAGGUAUUGCACAAGGUGAGGAAGAUACCACAACCUUACUGGGAAUUUUCAGUUUUUGCAAUUUUGUGGGCCGGCUCGGUGGAGGAGUUGUUUCAGAAUAUUUUGUCAGGACGAAAACGAUCCCAAGGACAGUCGGGAUGACAUGCACACAGACAAUUAUGGUCAUCGUAUACCUUCUGUUUGCCUUUGCUGUCAAUGGAACCCUUUAUAUUGCAGUUGCAUUACUUGGUGUCUGUUAUGGUGUGCAAAUUUCCACAAUGCUCCCCACUGUUUCUGAGCUUUUUGGUUUGAAGCACUUUGGCGUAUUGAGCAACUUCGUGGCUUUGGGAAAUCCACUUGGUGCAACCCUUUUCUCAGCUCUGCUAGCAGGUUAUAUAUAUGAUAAUGAGGCAGCAAAACAACAUGCUUCUGGUGCUUCAUGCGUAGGUGCAGAUUGCUUUAAACUGACAUUUUUCAUUCUUGCUGGUGUGUGUGCUGCGGGCAUCAUCUUGAGUGUUAUCUUGACUUUGAGAAUUAAGCCCGUUUACCAAAUGCUUUAUUCUGGAGGUUCUUUCAAGCUGCCUCAAGCCUCUUCAAGUCACUAAAAAAGUAGUAAAGUUGAAGUAUGAAUAAAACACAUCAUCCUUAGUUCAAUUCUAUACCAGUUGUGCAGGUGUAGUGUUAUAAAGUUCAAAAUUUUGGUAUCUCGCAUGGACAAUUCCUAUUUUUGUAUGUGUGUUAGGCUUAAAGAUGAUACUAGCUACUAAGAAGUGAGAUUGGAUACAUGAUAUGAUGUUGCAUGUGUUAG